Messenger RNA from Corythoichthys intestinalis (scribbled pipefish), 4865 nucleotides. RefSeq names its product FERRY endosomal RAB5 effector complex subunit 3 (gene ferry3). The coding region runs from base 303 to 1958 and encodes 551 amino acids. Gene Ontology annotation, cellular component: cytoplasm. Gene Ontology annotation, biological process: regulation of mast cell degranulation. The record is from RefSeq and is a predicted model, not a curated record. Lineage: Eukaryota; Metazoa; Chordata; Actinopteri; Syngnathiformes; Syngnathidae. The transcript has 15 exons.
AAUGCAUUUUAAUGUUCAGAUAUGUCCUUAAAAACAUAAGCAAGCAUAUGUCAGCUCCGAAUGUAAACGUGAGAACCUUUUCUUUCGACAUUCAUUUUACGGCAUCUAAAGACAGCCAAACGUUAGAUAAUUAGUUGGAUGUUCUUGCUAAAUAGGCUGGACAGAUGAGAUAGCAUCGCUUGUAUUUAUUAAACCCCAUCCAAAACAAGUGUUUAUAAUUAUUUGUUUUAUUACAACGAUGUAGUUUCAACUUAAGAUUUGUGCCCCAGCCUGGAUGGAGAAGUCAUUAAGCAGUCAACACCAUGAAGAAAAUCAAAGGGAAAGCAAGUAUCAAGACUGAAAAGGAGUUUGUGUUUGAGUUCAAGGCUGGCAAACAGAACGGUGUUCUCAAAGUACCUCUGCAGUUCCCCAUUCAGGAGAAUAUCAACGACCUUCAUGGACGCCUCAUGCUGCUUCAUAAAAUACCCUGCUACAAAGAAAACGAACUAAAAGUGUUGCUGUCUGACUUCAUUGAGAAAGAGACGAUUUUGGAUUAUGACAGAGAGGCAGAACUGGCACUACAAAGACUGACAAUGGGACAUGUAGAUGUAAAUCAGCUCGCCAAUGCGUGGACCAGGGCCUAUGUAGAGACAACGCUAGAGCACGCGCGACCCGAAGAGCCCAGCUGGGAUGACGACUUUGCAGAUGUUUACCAUGAGUUAAUCCAUUCUCCUGCCUCAGAUACACUUCUCAACUUGGAGCACAAUUACUUUGUCCGUAUCUCUGAGCUCAUCAGUGAGCGAGACAUGGAGAUUAAGAAGAUACAAGAGAGACAAGCAGCAGAAAUGGACAAAGUAAUGCAUGAGUUGGGCAAUACACUAAGCGACCAUGACGUGAACGCAGUAGCUUCCCAGCACUUUGAUGCACAGCAGGUACUGGAAAACAAGUGGGUCACUGAACUCAAGCAAGUGACUUUUAUUCAAAAGCAAGAAUAUCAAGAGUGGGUCAUCAAACUGCACCAGGACCUACAGAAAUCCAACAGCAGCCAAAUUAAUGAGGAGAUUAAGGUGCAAUCUAGCCAGCUGUCAGAACCCUCAGAUUCAGCAGGCAGGAUGUUUGAGGAGCCGCCUCAACUAGAAGAAAGUUUUACUAUUCAUUUAGGAGCACAAUUGAAGACGAUGCAUAACUUGCGACUGGUCCGGGCAGAUGUUUUGGACUUUUGUAAGCACAGACGUCACGGCAGCAGUGGAGCAAAGCUGCGGCGCCUCCAAACGGCCCUGUCACUCUAUUCCUCAUCACUUUGUGGUCUGGUACUAUUGGUUGAUAACAGGGUCAACUCCUACAGUGGAAUCAAGAGAGAUUUUGCAACUGUGGCCAAGGAGUGCACAGACUUUCACUUUCUUGGCCUGGAGGAGCAGCUGGAGGAGGUGCAGCAGGUUGUGCUUUAUGCCAGAGCCCAGCGGAGCAGCAAGCAAAAAGAACAACUUGAACUCCCUAUGAAUGGAAGUGAUGAUAAAAAUAAAACUGUAGAAAGAAACCCUUCAAAUAUCUUACCAGGUGAGUUCUACGUCUCGCGACACUCCAACCUGUCCGAGGUCCACAUUGUCUUCCACCUGUGCGUGGACGAUAACGUGCGCUCGGGAAACAUCACAGCGAGGGACCCGGCCAUCAUGGGCCUGAGGAACAUUCUAAAGGUCUGCUGCACACAUGACGUCACCACCAUCACCAUCCCACUGCUGCUGGUUCAUGACAUGUCAGAGGAAAUGACCAUACCUUGGUGUUUGAAGAGAGCUGAGCUGGUCUUCAAAUGUGUGAAAGGUUUCAUGAUGGAAAUGGCCUCAUGGGAUGGAGGUGUUUCACGCACGGUGCAGUUCCUCGUGCCAAAGAGUAUUUCAGAGGAAAUGUUCUACCAAUUGAGCAACAUGCUGCCUCAGAUCUUCCGCGUCUCCUCCACCUUAACGCUCACGUCGAAGACCUAAUUCGUAAAUUUGCCCGACUUUCUCAAGCUGCACAUCUUACUGAAAGACGACUUGGUCCCGCAGCUCAACACAGCAGCUGCUGCAAUUAUCAUUUCAAACCUCCAGGGAGCAGCGCCACUGACAGACUUUUAUGACAUCGGCAACAACCCGGUAGCUAGUGUCAUUUCCUCAGAGCGCAAUCUGCAGCUUAUUCUGUUUGUGGGAGCUGCAGUAUAAUACUGCAUUUAAUGACAUGUGAAGUGUUAUGCUUUAAUCUUGCUGGUAGGCAGUGUAAAUAGCAGCAGCUUAGAAAAAGACUUGAAUACAAAUACAGUAGAAACUCCAUUAAAGAUUGACUGGAAUGUUUGUGUGUUCAUGUUACAAAUACUGAUUUAGUAUAAUUUCAAUUUGAAUAAUGACUUUCAGAAUCGAACAGCAUUAUAAAACCCUUACUGACUGAAAAGGUAAAAUGUUAACUCAUUAGCUGCCAGCUCCUAACAGUUAUUAUUAGAGGUGUGCGAAAUGUCUGAUUCAUAGAUUAUUCGCGAUUCGGCCGUGGAAGAUCCGAGAACGAUUCAAAAACAUUCAAAUUCCGAUUAUUGAACUAUGUCAAGUAAAGCGGAAGUAAAACACACUCAGCUCGCCGCGCGGUCUUCGGGACGCAAUGAGGAACGGGGCGAGAGUAACUAGACAUCAUGCUUGUCAUUACCCGGCCCCUCGGGUAAUGCCAAUGCUCAACUCACGGCUCUAGCUCAACUCAUGCCGCGAGAUAAAAAAAACAACAACAUACCUGACUGCUGCCGACAGCUCCACAUAAUGUUACGGUAGAUAUCAUAUUUAUAUAGGACUAGAUGCAAUAUAGACUCAGACGCACAUGGACAGAAAGCUAAAUGCUGGCGUUAGUAAACGGCCGCCAUCUUAAAGCAGUAGACUUCCCUGUAGCGAACCUUCCAAGUGAACCUAAUUAACUUUUUAGCUAAAAUACUCCUAAAUCGGUAAAAUAUUGACUUGAAUCUAUCUUUAAAAUAGUUUUAAAACUUUCACAUGUCGAAAGACAAAAGGGAAAUUAUGGAAUAACGGGCGCAAUUUUAACAACUUUAACGGUUGAUUCACAACAUUAAAUUAAUUGAAUGCAGUUUAAAGCUGCUGAUACAGAAUGGGGAUUUGAGUAUAUUAUUUAUUGUUUUUAAUUGAAUCGUAGCCUCUGAAUCGUAAUCGAAUCGUUAGGGGCCCAAAGAUUCCCACCUCUAGUUUUUAUCAUUUUGUUAUUUUAAAAUUUUGAAAUCAAACUGAAAACCGAUUAUUUACUGCCAGUCAAAAUGGAUUAGAAGUCUAUCUCCACCAAUGGCACUGAAAGAUUUUGAAAAAUAAUAAUAAUUUUAAAAAACAACAACAACAAUUACUGUAGUUUUAGACUAUAAGGCACUCUAAACCGCACUCACCGAUAUUGACAAGAAGACCAUAUAAAAACAUGCAGCUCAUUAGCCUGUAAAAAUCCAUAUAUAAACCACACCAGACUGCAAACUGCAGGGUUCAAAUAGUGGUUUAUUGUCUGAAAAUUACAGUUAAUAAAACCGAAACAUGAUCAUUAUCUGCCAGCCUCUCCCAAUCAAAAUGGACAUCCAUCCAUGACACUGAUGUAAGUGUUUAAUAUUGUUUUAUUCUAAAUAAAACUGAAACAUGGUCAUUCACUGCCAGCCCUCUAAAUUUAAAUUGGAUUGAAUGUCUACUACCAUCAAUGAAAGCCAAAGUGUUAAUUGAAAUUUUAAGCUAUCAUACAAGGUGACCAUUGCAUAAUCCUAUACAAAUAGACUAAGAAGUGCGAUCAAAUUUGUAAAUAUGACAUAAUUAUUAUCAAUUAACUCCUUCACUUCUAUUGAUUGUGACUGACAUCCAAUCUAUUUGUAAUGGGCACAAAUGAUCACUGUCAGCACUCUCAUUUCAAAGGAUUGGAUGUCUACCGCCGUCAGUAACAGUAAACAAGUUGGCGUAAGCUUUCAUGGGUUUUACAUUAUAAACCACAUGUUACAAUAUUGUAGUACUGUAUUUUCACUUUGUUGUGACUGCACAGAUCAUCCAGCAGAAUUAAUUUGACAUAUCACGUGUCAACUGUUAUGGCUUGGUUCAUUCAUUUCUUGGGGGAAGGUUACUUACCUGCUGAGACAAGUGAUGCCUCUGUGAACUCUUUCAUUUCCCAAAAGACACUUUGCACUGGUGCAAAGAUGAGCAGUAUGCAGCUUUAAAUGCUGCAUUGCAGUGAGACCAAGUGAGGAUCACUCGGUAAAAGUGUCUGUCGUCCCACUUCUCCACUUUCAUGACAGCAGGUGGCACUGUUCUUGAAUACAAAUAUUAAAAAAGAAAAAAAAAAAAGUUUACCAUAGUUUUUGUACCACAAAUCUGCAAUUCAUCCAGAUGUCAGUGUUCUUGAUGUUAAAAUAUUUCAAAUACACUUGUGGGUAUUUGUUUUCUAAUAAAAUACUUACUCAAACACAACACUUGUACAUCAAUUCUUGUACAUUGCUCAAGAAAACCUUAUCACAGAAUCAAUAGAUUUCUUUUUGGCAGAUUCAGCAUGUACGUCGCAGGUGACUAAUUAACCAAGGACACCUCAACUCUGCAAAAGUAUUAAUCCAUAUCACUCAUUGGAAUUGCCUACCUGCACUUUUUAAAUGGGCUUCAAAUCCCUUUUGGUUUUGCCUAGAAUCUAUUCAAUAUGAAAGAAAAUUGGACAUUAGUGAGUCAAUUAAGAUGAUUUAUAGUUAAUGGAAGAGAUUAGAACGAUCGAAAAACACAUCCAUGAUAACAGCUACUCAACAAAUUAAUGUUUGCAGCGAGUUUCGUAUUCUUUGAAUGGUCUCAGUGGUCUGGAGUUUUUGGUUUUCUUAAACAGUUCACCUUGCACAACAGCAAACGUCUCGAUUUCUCAUA